Messenger RNA from Thamnophis sirtalis, 938 nucleotides. The record is from RefSeq and is a predicted model, not a curated record. NCBI's taxonomy places the organism in Eukaryota, Metazoa, Chordata, Lepidosauria, Squamata, Natricidae.
ACUGCCAAGAGCUGCUUCUGCCCGACCCAAUGGCCUACACCAUCAGCCCCACCCCGUCUGUGCCAGUGGGAACCCCAAAUUGUGUUUGCAGAGUGGAACUGUCCGUGUGUGGUCAAAACCUUUUGGACAGAGAUGUGACUUCAAAAUCGGAUCCUUUUUGUGUCUUAUUUAUGGAAAUCAAUGAAAAAUGGACAGAGAUCGACAGGACAGAAACGGCGAUAAACAAUCUCAACCCGGCUUUCUCUAAAAAGUUCAUCAUAGAUUAUCACUUUGAGGAGGUCCAGAAGUUGAAAUUUGCCUUGUUUGACCAAGACAAAUCAAGCAUGCAACUGUACGAACAUGACUUCCUGGGAGAAUUUUCUUGCACUCUGGGAUCGAUUGUCUCAAGCAAGAAAGUAACAAGAGCACUCGUUCUCGGGAAUGGAAAACCAGCCGGAAAGGGAAUGAUAACGAUAGCAGCCCAGGAGUUAUUGGACAAUCGGGUGAUCACGCUCAGCAUGGCCGGCAGGAAGUUGGACAAGAAGGAUUUGUUCGGGAAAUCAGAUCCAUUUUUAGAGUUUUAUAAACAAGGGGAUGACGGGAAAUGGAUGCUGGUGCACCGGACAGAGGUAAUUAAAUACACGCUGGAUCCUGUAUGGAAGCCAUUCACGGUGCCUUUGAUAUCUCUCUGUGAUGGGGACACAGAAAAGCAGAUCAAGAUUGUGUGCUAUGACUACGACAAUGAUGGAGGACAUGAUUUCAUCGGGGAGUUCCAGACUUCUGUUGACAUGAUGUGCAGAGAUGGCUCUGUGGCAGAGUUUGAAUGCAUCAAUCCCAAAAAACAGAAGAAGAAAAGGAGCUACAAGAAUUCAGGCAUCAUCAUUGUCAAGUCCUGCAAAAUCACCCGAGAUUACUCCUUCCUGGAUUACAUCCUCGGAGGCUGCCAAUUAAUGUUUACG